CUCGUAUCGCAGGCUUCUAAGCUGUCAUUAUAACGCGGAGCCAGCCUGCGCCUAUCAGCCCCGACACCUACACUGCAGUGCCCGACGGGCAAAAUCUGAUGACAUCGAUGGCUUACGACCAUGCACUGCAGCGAGGUCACGGAGGCUGAGACCCAGCAAAAACCGGUUUCCUUACGUCCCCCUACAGACCUGAAGAUGGGCAAUUGAUCUCGCAACCCGCACGAAAUGCAGAGGCGCGUUUAGAUUUUCGGGUACCUACAAAUACUACCUAGCAUAUGCGCAGUUGCGGCAGGCUGGCGAGCAUACAUCAUACCCGCAGUCUUGUUACCUAUAGAUACCUUACCUUAUAUCACUCUCCAACACCGGGCCACUCUACCCUCCCUAGCAUUCUUCGUGCUUAUUGCUUGAUCCUCUAGACCCCGAGAUUACCAUCUUUACAAGAACCCAGUUGUACUUGAUCCCGCGAGGCCCGUGCUGCAGACCAGACCUCAGAUCACUUCCUCCGUUGCCCCCGCUCAUACUGAGCCAACAAACCAUCAGCGGAACCCCUCCUGCGGUUUGCACUAUCAACACUUCCAUCCAUCUACCCUACAAACAGCUUGAUCGCUUUUCUGUCAAGAACAUCCUAAACCAUGUCUGACGACGCCGGCAUUCUCAAGAAAACCUCUGAUGCCGUCGCAUCAGCCUGGGCCUCGGUGGCAGGCGCAGUCUCAGGAAGUCUGUCAAUGGGUGCUUCGGCCAGCAACAAGAAGACCACGACGACAAAGACAACGAUUCCUGCAGGUCAACAGUCUCAAACUACGGAGGGUGCAGCAGACCAGCCAGCACAGGGCAGGAUCACAACUGGCGAUCCUGGGGAACAGAAGAGAUUGACGAAGCAGGAGGCAGAUGCGCAGUACGAAGAAAGGAUUGAGGAUGAGUAUGCGAAGAGAGAGGGAGGGGCAUGAUUCAUAAUUACAAAUAUUGCAUCAUGCUUCAUGCUGUUGAACGUGGAAGGACAGACAAUAUAGUCGCCGUGGUAGCAGAUCAGGUCUCUUGAAGAUUCCUCUCUCGACAUUCGACAUCGAUUCUUCACUUCGAGUGAACAUUGGGAGAUUACUAUGAACCUGUGCAAGAGAUACUCCGUAACAGUCCAAUGUUUAUUCAUCUAGCUUCCUGAA
Molecule: messenger RNA, 1160 nt
Organism: Exophiala dermatitidis NIH/UT8656
Lineage: Eukaryota; Fungi; Ascomycota; Eurotiomycetes; Chaetothyriales; Herpotrichiellaceae
Exons: 1
Coding region: 633-947 (104 amino acids)
Source: RefSeq, a predicted model, not a curated record